AUGGGCAAUUACGAUCCAGAGCUCCCUCGAACAGCUCUCGAGGAUGCACACGAGGCAUCAGAGUCUGGAGACGGCAGAAAGGAGGUCAAGUAUCCCUUUGCUUUCAAGAAUCUCGACUGGGACGAAUAUCAUCUCUUUCGUCCUCGAUAUCCACAAUCCAUGCUUGAGAUGUGGCUGGACUAUCAUCGUGAGCACGGCGGCAAGUUUCAUUGCCUCCACGAUGUCGGUGCUGGUCCUGGCACCCUAUCUAUGAGCCUCCAUCCUCUCUUCGACCAUGUUGUUGUGAGUGAUGCCGGGUCAGCCAAUGUCCAAUCAGCGAAAAGAAGCCUCACCUCGACGACUGUUUCACCCAAGUUCGAAUUCAUCCAGAGCCCAGCCGAGACUGUCCACGCCUCGAUCCCCCCUUCCUCUGUCGAUCUCGUCACUGUGGGCAUGGCCUUCCACUACUUCAACACCCCAGAGGCCAUCCGCUCAAUCGCCCACAUGCUCAAACCGGGCGGCACACUGGCGGCCGCGACGUACGGUUUCAGACUGCGCUUCCCGGGCCGGCCGGCCCUCGAGUGCCUGUGGUACCGAGUCACCAGCAAAGAGUCGCUGCGGCUACUCCGCGAGGGGCGCCUAUUCCCUGCCGCCGUGAAUGGCAUGGCCGCAGCCAUGGCGGGGCUUGACUCUGUCCCGCUGCCCACAGAGCUGUUUGAGACUGGGGCGAAGCGGAUUCUGGUCAACGUGGAAGGCGAUAAUGACGGGCGGCCGUUCUGCUUCAUUGACGAGGAUCCAAAGUGCUGGCAGCCGGCGCCGAACCGUGUCGGGGCCACUGACACGCAAAGUUCUGUCCGCGACGCGAGCUGGCGGCGCGCGGCGGACGCGGCGUGGCUCAAAGGGUUUCUGGAGAGCUCUCAGAUGGGGUUUGGCCAGCAAACGUGGGGCACAGCCGAGUGGAUGCAGUUGGAGAGCAUGGUGAGGUCGGCUGGGGGUCAAGUCAUGGUGGAGUGGCCUGUCGCCAUCAUACUGGCGACUAGAAAUGAUCGGCCUGUCUCUGCUGUCGGGGAGUAA
This is a messenger RNA of Cryphonectria parasitica EP155, 1053 nucleotides long. RefSeq lists its product as uncharacterized. NCBI's taxonomy places the organism in Eukaryota, Fungi, Ascomycota, Sordariomycetes, Diaporthales, Cryphonectriaceae. The transcript has 2 exons. The coding region runs from base 1 to 1053 and encodes 350 amino acids. The record is from RefSeq and is a predicted model, not a curated record. Gene Ontology annotation, molecular function: S-adenosylmethionine-dependent methyltransferase activity.